AGUAACCUAAAAUAAAAGUAAAAGUACCUUAAAAUUGUCUCCAUCAUUUGUACUCUGAAUAAAAGCAGAAACAACUUGCUAAUCCCAACUCAUGACCACCAUGUUUCUUCCCUGACAGGCUUGAAUCCACCUACGAACCCCAUGGAGCAGGAUGUGGAGAGCCCGGCCAUCAUCAGACCGCCCAAGUUGCCGAAGCAGGCCCGCGAGGACCUGCCGAAACAACUGGCGAAAGUGGACCGAAAGAAGAAGAUCCAGCGGUACGUCCAGAAAGACGGGAAGUGCAACGUCCAUCACGGGAACGUUCGGGAGAGGUACCGCUACCUGACGGACAUUUUCACCACACUGGUGGAUCUGAAGUGGAGGUUCAACCUCUUCAUCUUCGUGCUGGUGUACACAGUGACGUGGCUCUUCUUCGGCUUCAUGUGGUGGCUUAUCGCGUACCUUCGCGGCGAUCUGGACCACAUAGCGGACGGUCAGUGGACUCCGUGCGUCAAUAACCUCAACGGGUUCGUAUCGGCCUUUCUGUUCUCCAUCGAGACUGAGACCACCAUCGGUUACGGAUACCGAGUCAUCACGGACAAAUGCCCCGAGGGGAUACUUCUGCUUCUAAUUCAGUCGGUGCUGGGAUCCAUCGUGAACGCCUUCAUGGUGGGUUGCAUGUUCGUUAAGAUCUCGCAGCCCAAGAAGCGAGCUGAGACACUAGUGUUUUCCACCAACGCGGUCAUCUCCAUGAGAGACGGGCGGCUGUGCCUGAUGUUCAGAGUCGGAGACCUCAGAAACUCGCACAUCGUGGAGGCGUCGAUCAGGGCCAAGCUCAUCAAGUCUAAGCAGACCAAGGAAGGGGAGUUCAUCCCUUUGAACCAGACAGACAUAAAUGUGGGUUACAACACGGGAGACGACCGGCUCUUCCUGGUGUCACCGCUCAUCAUCUGCCACGAGAUUAAUCAGAACAGCCCCUUCUGGGAGAUCUCGCAGGCCCACCUGGCCAAGGAGGAUCUGGAGAUUGUGGUGAUCCUGGAGGGGAUGGUGGAGGCCACAGGGAUGACGUGCCAGGCGAGGAGUUCGUACGUCAGCAGCGAGAUCAAGUGGGGCUACCGCUUCACGCCGGUCCUGACGCUGGAGGACGGCUUCUACGAGGUGGACUACAACAGCUUCCACGACAUCUACGAGACCAACACCCCGCCCUGCAGCGCCAAAGAGCUCGCUGACAUGUUCAACCGCAGCCGCCUGCCCCUAACCUGGUCGCUGGCCAGCAAGCUGAGCCAGCAGGGACUGCCGGAGUCCGAGCAGGAGGGCCAGGAGACCAAGACCGGCCCGGACGAGCAGGGGAAGCAGCCGGAGAGGAACGGGGACAUUGCCAACGCAGAGAGCGAGUCCAAAGUGUGAGACGUUUGAGGAACCGAAUGAGGACCAAUGAGCACAGUAGACCAAGUAUUCCUGCACCAAGAACCGCUUUUUAUCUCAGUGAUUCUCCCCCGAAAAACAACAACCGUGUCGACAUGUGGCCCGCCGCUGAACUGAAACCCUUCGCGGCCAAAGUGCAUGUUUCAAAUAUAAUGUGAUGUCCUCCUGAUGAGAUUCCUAUUAUUUUUUCUAUUAAGAUAUUCCUAGGGGCAUUUGCAUAAGUAUUUUUGUACAUACUAUAAAACGUUUUGAAUUCUUUGUUUUGUUGCGGUGUGAAUAUUUGAAGAUGUUUGAUACUGAUACCUUCUAUAGGUUAGUUCUGUAUAUAUAUAUAUAUUCCCUGCCUUACUGUAUGUAUAAAGCUUUCAUUAUUUGUUUUUCAGGAACUAUAUUAGCAUGUAUAAACAUUAUCGGCGGUUAAUUUAUCUUGUACUUGUUGUAUAUACUGUAUGAUGAUAAUGUUAUAA
This is a messenger RNA of Morone saxatilis (striped sea-bass), 1871 nucleotides long. Its product is annotated as G protein-activated inward rectifier potassium channel 2-like. Gene Ontology annotation, cellular component: plasma membrane. The transcript is spliced from 2 exons. The coding region runs from base 142 to 1386 and encodes 414 amino acids. Gene Ontology annotation, biological process: regulation of monoatomic ion transmembrane transport; potassium ion import across plasma membrane. NCBI's taxonomy places the organism in Eukaryota, Metazoa, Chordata, Actinopteri, Moronidae. Gene Ontology annotation, molecular function: G-protein activated inward rectifier potassium channel activity. The record is from RefSeq and is a predicted model, not a curated record.